UAUUCCAGGGUUCCCCCACUAUUUUCCCCCAUCAUAGCCAUUUCUUCUUCUUCUUCUUCAUCCCCACUGUUUUUAGUCAUUCAAAUGUUAGUCAAGCCCUAGUCUCUACCCUAAUAUACCCACUCCCAAGACUUCAUCUUUAUUGCAACACCUAAGUUUCUUGAUAACUUGAAAGAUUAAACAAAACCCUAGCUUGAUUGGCCUACUUUUGGAGAUCUUUUCAUUUAUUCUUACAAAACCCUAUAUAUGUUUCCUAAAAGCAACAUCAUCCAUGACCCUUUUUCCAACAAAUCACAAGAAUUGCUUAAAGAGUCUUAUACACAUCAUUAUCACCAAAGCCCUAGUUCAACAAUAGUAGAAGAAGACCUUUCUUUUUUCUUGAACUUUCCUUCGCCAUUUCUUGAUGACCAUGAACUCCCAUUAAGCCAAAUAUUUUCCCAACAGCAUCAUCAAGAGCUAGAGGCUAGUGAUAACCAUGACACUGACCAAGCUGAUCCUGACAAUUCCAUCAAAGAUAACCAUAAUGCUGGCAAUUCAAGAUCUGCACGACUCAACUCGAAAAUCUUGGGAGACCAGAGUUCAAAUUCGGCCAGCAAGGUAAAACCUAUUGAGCCUGCCUCAUCACCAUCAUCAAAGAAGAGAAAACUAAGUGCAAAACCACGAAGAAGACCAGGAAAAAAGGAUAGGCAUAGCAAGAUUUGCACAGCACAAGGUGUGAGAGACCGGAGGAUGAGAUUGUCCCUUCAAAUAGCGCGUAAGUUCUUCGAUCUACAAGACAUGUUAGGGUUUGAUAAGGCAAGUGAAACCAUUGAAUGGUUGUUUUCCAAGUCCAAGAAUGCCAUCAAGGAGCUCUCAAGAAACAUCCCACAAGAGAAUUAUAGUAGUCAUGACAACAAUGGAGCUAAGAGUGAAUAUGAAGAUCAUAGAAAUUUGAGAAAGAUUGAGUCAAGGGACAAGCCAAGAGAUAAGGCAAGGGAGAAAACCAAAGAGAAAAUAAUGAUUAAAUCAGGCCACAACAAAAAGUGCAAUCAAGAAUUGUGUGAAACAAACCCUAAAAAUAUUGAUAACUUAAGGUCAAAUUCACAAUCUCUUGAACAUCAAUCUGCUAAUGUUGGGAUCGUGGAAAGUUACUUAGGUGGUGCAAGUUGUUCUUCAAUAACUUCUAUAUUUGACUAUGACAACAACGGACUAAUCAAAGGAAGCAUAGAUAUUUCUGACAAUUGCUUCAUGGGGUUUCUUGAAAAUUGUACAAUGACAAAUGAGGUGGCUCAAAUCCCAUUUGCAGGUAAUAACCCUAGCUCAGUUUAUUUGGACAAUUCAAGGUUUCAUCAAUUUUAGCUUUUGGACCAAGAGAAUCAUUUCUCCUGCAGAUACUAAGACUGAAAUAAACUAGAAUAUCCUAUGUUAUAACUACCUGCUUUUUCUCCUUUUUUGUUUUGGGUUGGUUGAUUUAUGGAAUAUGGCAAAGUCUAUUUUGAACUUUGCUGGUUGAUUGUAGAAACGCAAGCGUGUUGAGAACUAAUA
Lycium barbarum (goji berry) is the source of this 1524-nucleotide messenger RNA. Its product is annotated as transcription factor TCP24-like. Gene Ontology annotation, cellular component: nucleus. Gene Ontology annotation, biological process: regulation of secondary shoot formation. The record is from RefSeq and is a predicted model, not a curated record. Gene Ontology annotation, molecular function: sequence-specific DNA binding; DNA-binding transcription factor activity. The transcript has a single exon. NCBI's taxonomy places the organism in Eukaryota, Viridiplantae, Streptophyta, Magnoliopsida, Solanales, Solanaceae. The coding region runs from base 247 to 1338 and encodes 363 amino acids.